Symbiodinium pilosum is the source of this 855-nucleotide messenger RNA. Lineage: Eukaryota; Dinophyceae; Suessiales; Symbiodiniaceae. The record is from the annotation of a GenBank genome assembly.
GGGCUUGCGGAGAACAAGCCGCCCGUCCUAUUGGCAUGGUCCACGGCAAUGGGCAAGGCUGCUCACGAGUACUCAGACAAGCCCGUGCAGUGGUUCCUUUCUAUGGUUUCUGGCGGGAAGCACGUGGAGUUGUUGGCCUUGCCAGCGUCUGACAAGGCCCUCCUAGGCUACGGUGUGGAGCGGCUUAUGCGUGGACUGGCGGUGGUGGAGGACAGCCGAGCCCCAGACGGACAGAAGAAGCCCAUUUUCAGUCAGGAGGCUUGGGACACGAAGGCGCUGGUGCGUGAGGCCGCGGUCGCCAUGGCGGACCUCGACGCUUUUGCCAAAGAAGUUCCGAAUGCGGACAUUCCUGGCUUGAAGGAGGCUGCCAGCAUGCUGCUGGAAAAGGGGAAGACUUCUGCAAUGAGGUUGGCGGUGGCACUGCGGGAAGGCAAGGCCUCUUUGAUCGACGUGUACACGGAAUCCGUAGCGACAAUAGCCAUUGUUCGAGACUUGGACGCCACGGCCCCCUAUCCAGACAGCGCUUUGGAAUUGAAGAAGACCGUCGACCUGGUCAACUCCUUCACAUCCUGGCGUCAAGACUUCCCUGAGGGCAUGAGCACUCACUUGGCCGCCCUGGACGAGGAGAUGGCCAAAGAACCUUCACCAACGCAAGCCUUGGUGGAGACGUACCACGUGAUGGCCAUUGAGAUCUUUCACCGCGCCCUGACGACACAGAAGCCGUGGACGGAUGAGUUUGCAGAGGGUUUGUUGAAGGACGUGACAGGCUUGAUCAAAUUUGUGACCGGCCAUCUUCAACUCACGAAGAAGAUUGUCGCGGGCGUCAUUACCGAGCGCUUGGAUUUGCUUCAGAAG